CGAGGCACGACAAUACUUGCAGUAAAGUACGACAGCCGGCGAGGGCGAACGGAUCGGACAAAGGUAGAGCACAACAAGUAAACCUCAACACAGGAUGGCCUGAGGUGGCUCAAACCUCAAGUUUUUAUCCAAUUUUGACCCUGCUCUGACCUGGGCACACUCUUGAAUGGUGGAGAGACAAGGAAAUAAGCGAGCGGGUACUCUAAUCCAGAGCCAAGUGGAAGAGGAGACUGGGCAAGACCUACAGCUGUAAUACAACUGUAAUACAGUGGUGUAUUUGGGAAUCAGGACUUUUAUGUUUGAAAGCAAGGCAUAAUGGAUGCAACGUGGAGGAGGAUCCUGCGGGAACAUAAGGAUGCUAUAGCUGAAGCGUUAGUACACACAGAAAUGACACAACAUAUCAUCUAUGAGCUUAGAGAGGAAGGUGUCCUGACUUCAGAAAGGGCAGAGGCAUUCAAGCAGAUGGAAACUACAAAAACCACGAGGAUGAAAAAUUUGAUUUCAUAUCUUGAAACGUGCGGAGAAGGAGCAUUUCAGAAAUUGCUGAAAGUGUUAAUGCAGUUGGGCCUGAGUGCUCUUGUUAUGCGACUAAAUGAGAGCAUCAACGAGGAACACAGCGGGAACCUUGGUGGGAAUAGCAAUGAAUUAGAGGACCUGACGUACAUGCCAAACAUCCAUAUUGGACAGCCAGGUCAACUGCCUACACUGCCUCGUCCUCCAUGCAGAAGACCCGAGAUGCCAGAAUAUCACAUGGUUGAGAGCGGUAUCCCUAAUGAACCUUUGAUAAUAGAUGUAGUGCCUUACAGGGAGGUUGGGGGUCAGGACUUGGAACCUGCAUCGGUGUAUAAAAAUCUCACCAUGCCUCGAGGACUGGUAUUCAUGGCGAAUUUUAAAAAUUUUAAUAAUGAUGAACAUAGUCCUCGUACAGGGUCGGAAACUGAUGUGAAAAACCUUACAAUGUUAUUUUCACAAAUGGGUUACAGUAUACCAAACGUCCACCUGAAUAUGAAAAAAUACGAAACAAUAAAGGCUUUAAGGGAAUUUCAGGCCCUUGAUGACUUGAAUUAUGUGGACUCUUGCAUAGUGGUAAUUAUGAGUCAUGGCCGCGAUGAAAAGUCUUUUUACACCUCUGACAAUAAUUUUCUCAGUGUGAAUGAUGUAGUGGAAAGGUUCAGCAACAAGGAAUGUCCAGCACUACAAGGAAAACCUAAGAUAUUCAUCUUCCAGUACUGCAGAGGGACAGCACCAGAUAUUGGAGUACCACCUGUGCCUCAGCCUGUGAUGCACAGUCGUGCUCUUGAUGUCCAGACAGACUCGGCUCAUUUUGGGGAAGCCAUUAUUGACAGACACCCAACCUACACGGAUAUGUACAUUGCUUACUCAACUGUUGAAGGUUUUGUGUCAUUUCGUCACCCUAAACGAGGAUCUUGGUUAAUGGAGGCCAUCUGUUUUGUCUUCAUGAAUAACGCAUGUGAUCAUGAACUAGAUUCGCUUAUGAAAAUGGUUUCUCGUAGGGUGCGCGAUAACUACACUGAUGACGGCAACAAGCAAGUGUGCGAGUUUGUUAAUAGAGCUUUCGACCGACACUUUUUCUUCAACCCUGAGCCACUGAGAAACACUGGAUUAUUGAACAUGAGCACUCUGUCAAAUGCUCUAUCUGACUCGAGGAGUUUGGAAAAUGCUGCAUCACCACUACCUGCUCCUGCAUAUUGUCAAAAAAGGCACACGCAUUGCUCUCGAGGAACAAUACCUGUGGCAUACUCGAAUAACAAUUAUCGUCAAACAAGACACAGAAACCUAAGUUGGGCCAAUAAUGCUUCAGAGAGAAGUUUGGAAGAACAUGAACCUCUUAAUCUCAACCCAAACACAGCACUCAUUUGCCCUCGAGUGAGCAGCCUGAGUGGCGCUCGUCCUCGAAGGCGUACUUCUCUGCCUGAAACAAGCUACUUGCACCAUUCUACUCCUCUUCCUCGUCGUCGAGAAGCAAGGGGCCGUGCCAACAGUGAGCAAGAGCAAGCCCAGGAACUACAAGAAGCUGCUACUGAUCCACCUGAAAUACUUAAUUAUAGCACUGGAAGUGAUGUAUUCAUUGAAGAUCCUCAGGAUGGAAUUGAAACCCCUUCUGAAGAUCCUCAUGAUGUAGUUGACACUGCUCAAUUCAGUUUUGGUGUAAGAGCUGAAGCAUUGCCAGAGCACAUGAGUAGAGAAUCUCCUUUGCGCAUGACUGGUGGAAACUCGUCAGCAUUGAUUGGCGAGGUUCAAAGAGGAGGAGACCAUGAAGGUAUAUUGCACUCACAAAGCACUACAACCAUUAUACUGGAAUACGAAGAGGAGGAGUUGAAUGGACCACACAUGGCCAUUAAGAGACAAAACUCGGCCCCAUCAUCAAAUGAAACCCUUGAGAAAAUUGAUGGUGUAAGAAAAUUUUUACAGGUUCAUGACUCUGAAGAAAUGUUUAAAGAACCCCUCAGGAGAAUUGAGAGCUUUGUUAAGAAGAGGGAUGAAAGUAAGCGGAUAAAACUGGACAGGGAUGACUCGGACAAUCUUGAACAAUGAUGGUAAUAUUUUGAAGCAAAAAACAUUGUAGGAAAUCAUAAAUGUAGGUGAACCUUGUACAUUUUUUUUUUUUUUAUAUAUAACAAAGUGCCUUAACAUUUUAAAGCAAAGUGCCUUAAUGUUUCAUAACAAAGUGCCUUAAUGUUUUAAUUUGCCAAAUUUUUUAAGUUACUAAAUUACCCUUUUUUUUUUUUUUUUUUUAAGUUUAUCAAAUAUUUCAGACCUGUGGUAAAGCAGUGGAAAUAUCCCCCUAAUUUUUGGUGUCAACCACAAAAUAUUAAGAUAUAAGCCAAUUAUAUAAUUAUUAUUAUGUAACAAGCUCUUUAUUAGUUGACUUUAUCAUAAAUUUAUAUAAAAAGUGAUCUAAAUAUCCUAUUGGCUUUUUAAUGUCUCAUUGCAUGCUAGGAAGUGAGAAGUCUUUCUUAGUCCACAGCUUUCACACUUAUUGUGUCAGUUAAGUUAUAUUUGUGUGGUUCGUGAGGUAAAUACGUAGGUACUGUGCUUGGACGCUAAGCCAGAAUCGGCUUAAGAGUGUCUGCUUCUAACCCUGCUGAUAUUUUCCCCACAACUACUCUAAAAUGUCAGGGUAAUCCCAGGUCUAAUGAGUUAUACUUUUCAUGUUUUAUUUUGUAUUGUAACAUUAGGACCUUAUAACAAGAAAUCUUUGUGUAUAACACAGAAAUGUUUCUUAUUUAAUCUACUUUUAGAACACUUUUAAUCCUUGACAUAAAACCCAGACAGUGCAUGUGAUUACAAUGCUGUGCAUGUAAUACAUUUGUUUUAGUGUUUAUGAUGAUUGCUUGGGAAGUAACUUUAGGUUGUAGUUUAUAUCUCAUUAUUGAAUAUAGAUGCCAUCUUGAAGAUUAAUACAUGUAUAUACAGUACUUCUGGAUGUAGUAAUUGUGAAUACCAGAGAAUAACAAGCAAUCUAAAAAACAUUUUACUUGAAAGUGAUAAUAAUUGUAGAGUUCAUUUAAAUUUGCAUUUAACUGUUGAGAUAUAUUGCAGUUGUAUAAAGGUUGUUAUUACUGAGUUCUUCAAUAAGUCUCAGGUUUCUUGUUUAAAACACUGCCAUUGUUAACAAAUGAGAUGAAUGAAUGCAAUAACUAUGAACAUUGAAACCUCAUAAAGUUGCUCGCCUGUA
Molecule: messenger RNA, 3700 nt
Organism: Procambarus clarkii (red swamp crayfish)
Lineage: Eukaryota; Metazoa; Arthropoda; Malacostraca; Decapoda; Cambaridae
Source: RefSeq, a predicted model, not a curated record